This is a messenger RNA of Neltuma alba, 1221 nucleotides long. Its product is annotated as UBX domain-containing protein 1-A-like. Bases 100 to 1110 code for a protein of 336 amino acids. The record is from RefSeq and is a predicted model, not a curated record. The transcript has 11 exons. Gene Ontology annotation, molecular function: protein binding. Lineage: Eukaryota; Viridiplantae; Streptophyta; Magnoliopsida; Fabales; Fabaceae.
UAAUUGAUAUUUCAAAGCUUGCUCGAUUGACUUUUCCUUCUCCAUUGAGUCGAGCAUCUUCCUUUCCUUUGCGAAAAGUCUCUUAUUUUGUCGAUUGACAUGGCUGUUCCAAAAGUGGACAAAAAGAUGCUUGAAGAACUUGAAACAAUGGGAUUUCCAAGGGCAAAGGCAACUCGAGCACUCCAUUAUUCUGGCAAUACUGAUGUAGAGAAUGCUAUAAAUUGGAUAGUUGAUCAUGAGCAUGAUCCUGAUAUUGAUGAGAUUCCGUUGGUGGACGUAGAUAUUGAGAUUGGUUCUUCUCAAUCAUUCCCUAUAACAGAAGAAAUGGAAAUCAAAGCACAGAAGCUAAGGAAGAAUAGUUCUCCUCAUUCGUUCCCUAUCACAGAAGAAUCGCAAAUCAAAGGACAGAAGCUAAGUAGGGAACAACUGCACAAGAUGAAAGAAGAGAAAGAAAAGAAAUUGGAGAUAGAAAGGGAAAAGGAGAGAAUCGAAGCAGGUAAGAAACUCAAUGAGAUGAAGCGAAUUGCUGAAGAAAAUGAAAGGCAACGACAUAUAGCCUUGCGGAAAGCAGAGAAAGAAGAAGAGAAAAGAGCAAGGGAAAGAGUCAUGCGGAAACUAGAACAGGAUAAGAUAAACAGAAGGUCUACACUUGGGUUGCCCCUAGAAGGCCAUCAAACCGUGAAAUCUUCAGCUACAACAGUACAAAAAGAACAGAAACUGCAGAAUCCAAGGCCUGUUUACACAGUUACAAAAGUUGAGCUCUUCAGAGAAUGUUUGAGGUCCCUCAAGCUGAACCACCAGGAUGAGCAAGCAAGAGUCAGAAGGGCCUUUGAAACACUCUUAAUUUAUGUUGGGAAUGUUGUCAAGAAUCCCAACCAGGAAAAAUACAGGAAGAUCCGAUUUAGCAACCCAUUAUUCCAGGAUAGAGUUGGGAGUUUGAUUGGAGGUGUGGAAUUUCUUGAACUAUGUGGGUUUGAGAGAACGGGUGACUUUUUGUAUCUUCCCGAGGAAAAGGUGGACAUAACACUACUAAAUUCAGCUGGAUCCGUGUUGGAGUCUGCUAUCACAAAUCCCUUCUUUGGACUUUUCAGUACUCGGACAGUGUCAUAAUUAUCUUUCACUUGAUCUUCAAUUGAACUCUUGAUGCUAGUAUGGAAACUGAUGUAUCUAUUUUAGGCCCCCCUGGAUCAAAUAAAGAAACCAUGUUAUGCUUUGGCAAUG